This is a messenger RNA of Lates calcarifer (barramundi perch), 3144 nucleotides long. RefSeq names its product endoribonuclease ZC3H12A (gene zc3h12aa). Bases 398 to 2278 code for a protein of 626 amino acids. Gene Ontology annotation, cellular component: cytoplasmic ribonucleoprotein granule; nucleus. Gene Ontology annotation, biological process: nuclear-transcribed mRNA catabolic process, RNase MRP-dependent; 3'-UTR-mediated mRNA destabilization. Lineage: Eukaryota; Metazoa; Chordata; Actinopteri; Centropomidae. Gene Ontology annotation, molecular function: RNA endonuclease activity; mRNA binding; metal ion binding. The record is from RefSeq and is a predicted model, not a curated record. The transcript has 6 exons.
AACCCCUAAAGGGACAGCAGCAGCAACGAAAACAUGUAAAACACAUCCACACAAAGGAAAACAUAAGAGAAAAAAUGUGAGUACUACAGCGUGACUGACUGACAGACGAGGGAAAAGGAACAACUUAUCUUAUCUUCGAUGUAUGCAAAUUUUUCAUGGCUCUGCAUACCUCUGUCUGGAGGGGAAGAAAUCAUAUUCCAGGGGGGAGGCGCUACGAACUCGGAACCGUGUCAAAGUUACUGUACUUCGAAACCUUAACAAGAGUUAGGAGUGACUUCUGCUGACACAUGGAAUACAAGCGGAAAGAGACGAACAGUGAAGUCAACCUGUGAAUAUCAUCCAGAAGAGUACUUAAUACAUCUUCUAUGCAAGUGAGAAAAGGACCAGAUGCUCCAAAAUGGAUCAGGUACUUCCCAGCCAGAGCUCAGCUUCAGACCAGCUGGAACCCGACAGCGAGAAGCUCCAGCUCAGAGUGGACUUCUUUAGGAAACUGGGUUACUCCUCAGCAGAAGUAAAGGCUGCUCUGAAGAAGCUGGGUCUCAGCACAGACACCAACUCAGUGCUGGGAGAACUGGUCAGGAGCAGGACCAGCACUGCAUCCUGCAAGUCCAGUUCUGACAGUGAUGAGAGGAGCUCAGGCCAAAAGGACCCUCUGAUGCCUGCCAGUUGGCUCUCUGGACCCAGAAUCACACCACAACUUGGGGACCCAAAGAAUACAGACACAGAAUUGAGACCUGUUGUCAUUGACGGUAGCAAUGUUGCAAUGAGUCAUGGAAACAAGGAAGUGUUCUCCUGCCGAGGCAUCCAGCUGGCAGUGAAUUUCUUCCUGGACAGAGGUCAUAAUAGCAUCACUGUGUUUGUUCCAACUUGGCGCAAAGAGCAGCCCAGACCUGAUGCCCCCAUAACAGAUCAACACAUUCUGAUGGAGCUUGAAAAACGUAAAAUAGUGGUCUUCACUCCAUCGCGUCGAGUUGGUGGUAAGCGAGUGGUUUGCUACGACGACCGCUUCAUCGUCAAAUUGGCGUACGAGUCAGAUGGCGUGAUCGUAUCCAAUGACACCUACCGUGACCUCCAAGGAGAAAGACCUGAGUGGAAGAAAUGCAUCGAAGAGAGGCUCCUCAUGUAUUCCUUCGUGAAUGACAAGUUCAUGCCCCCGGAUGACCCUCUUGGACGCCAUGGCCCCAGUCUCAACAACUUCCUAAGGAAAAAGCCUCUGCCUACAGAGCAGAAGAGACAGCUCUGUCCAUAUGAUAAAAAGUGCACUUACGGCAUCAAGUGUAAGUUUUACCAUCCAGAGCGAACCAACCAGUCCUACCUGUCCUUGGCUGAUGAACUGAGGGAGAAAGCCCAGAUUUCUACUGUAAAAGAAGAAAGAAAUGCCAGAUUAUCACCCAGACAGUCUGAUACUGGGUCUGCUCAUAAUGCUUGUCCCCAUCCUCGAGACUCUAACACAGAGCUCAUUAGAGACAGGCAAAGUUCUUCACAUCCCUGUCACGUUGGUGAAAAUAAAGUGGUAUACUGGGAGGACCCAAGAAACAGUUCAAAUCAUAUGCCCUGCUCCGUAACAGGAGGCCAGUGUCAGAAAGAUUGGCCUGGGCUGCACUCAGUGCCCAACCAUUACUAUGCCAACAUCUCUCAUGAGUACCUGGAUUCUGGUCUUGGCUCUUUUGAGAGCCAGUACUCUGAUAAUUCUCAUUGCCUCAGCAACUCCCAGAGGCUCAGGUCCCAGCAACAAAGUUCCCUCGCUGGACCCAGACACACCUCAGUGCAUUUAGGGAAAAAUUACAUCAGCCACUCCUGUAGUUGCUGUUCCCAUGCAGUGCCCUCAACAGCUCACCAGCAUCACAGAAACAUGGAUUCUAAGGGUCAACCCAACUAUCCUCCUCACAUGUUCCCACCAAGUGUGCCACACCACCACAGCCUCCCCAGCCAUGUCCAUUAUAGUGGAGCCCCCCAUCAUCAGCAAAACUACUGGUCAGAUCCCUUUCAAGGGCUGCCCCAAGCCAGGACAUCAUGUAGUCUGUCCUCUUCAGUCCAUUCGUCACACUCCCACAACUCUUGCUCUUGCUCUUACAAAGGCCAUGAGUACCAUCCAUGGGGCCAACAGCCAUCUUCUGCUGCGUUCGACCCUCAAAGGCUGGAACUCCGCAAGAAACUGCAAGCCAUCUUCAACCCACAUGAGGUGGACACAGUCAUGGAAAUGUUCCCACAUCUGAUGGAUGCGGAGAAACUGGCUGCAAAGAUCCUCAACCUAAAGACUCAGAGAGGGAUAUUCUGAUGAUUUUCUUCCCUUGCGCCCUCUUCAAUCAGAACCACCAUGAUGCAUUUGCUGACCGUAGUUAUAUCCCUUAGUCUGUCAGAGCAAACAGAGAGUUUCUUGAGAAGCUUCUGUAGUGUCUAUAGUUGAAUAAUUUUAAAGUUAAUUGCAUUUUGUUCUGUGUAAUGUGCCAUAAUGAAAGUAAAAUUUGCCUUUCUAUUUAUGAACAGAUAUAGAUAAUUUAUUCUGUGUUAAAUGCAUUUGUAUGACAUUGUAGUCAAAUGAGACCUUGUCAUCCAUGUUUUAGAUGAACAGGGCCUUUAGACCAAAAACAGGUAUGACUGAGCUUCUAGAGUUUUUACCGUUGAUGCAUAUUGUGUCAAAUGUGAUCUAUUUUAAGUUCUCAAGCAAUAGGGAAUGGCUGUAUAAAGUAUUACUUACUCUUUUACUUUCACCGUAGUUCUCCAGAACAGCCUGCUGUUUUAUGUAAUCUCUGUGAGGUGUAGCUACAGUAUAUUUCAGUGUAUUGUAGCCAGAUCCCAAAUGGUAUUUACGGGAAAUUCUAAUCUCAUGCGGAAACUGAGAAAAAGACUUUGGCACCAGUUAAAGGAAUUUGAUGGUGUGUCAUCACUUGUUUCCUGUAGUCAGUAUCAGUUUCAUGGAACGUUCUCAGAGAAGACUGCUGUAACACUACAUGCAUAUUUGGGCUACUGUGUGAUUGAAAAUGUUGUAAAGAGGACAAUGAAAGUAUGGAAAUUAGUUCUCAUUAACAUACGGAUGUGUGUUCUCUAAUCAUAUUAUUUACUGUAAAUAUGUACUGUAAGAUAAACAUUGAUUGUAAGCAUAGGAAAAACCAUGUCACUGGAAAUAAAAAAAAAUGUCAGAUA